GAUGGCGCAGGACCCCAUGGAGGGGGAAUUGAUGGGCGGCGACCCUAUGUCCAAGCUCACCGACGACAUCCUCGUGGAUAUCAUCUCUCGCUUGCCCUACAAGUCCACCUGCUGCUGCAAGUGCGUCUCCACGCGCUGGCGCGACCUCUUCUCCCACCCCGACCACCGCAAGAAGCAGCCCCAGCCCCUCGCCGGCUUCUUCCACGAUGGCUGCAACAACAACCAGUUCCCCAAGACAGCUCGAUAUUUCACCAAGGUCUCUGGGGAAGGCGGCCCUCUCGUCGACCCGUCACUAUCAUUCCUGCCCCAGUACGACAGCCUUGACAUCUUGGACUGCUGUAAUGGACUUCUCCUCUGCCGCUGUUGGAAGACAGCUGAUCGCAAGACAUUGGAUUACGUGGUGUGCAACCCGGCCACGCAGAAAUGGGUCGUCGUGUCUGCCACCGAUUGGUCCAGCAAGGUAAAGGUCGCUCGCCUCGGAUUCGACCCAACGGUCUCCUCUCACUUCCAUGUGUUUGAGUUCAUUGAUGAGAAGGCCUGGGGUAUAGAUGAAUCUGAGCUAACCCCUUGUGACGGACGCAUUGAAACACUAGCGAUAUACUCGUCUGUUGUUGGAGUUUGGAAGCAUCAAAGCCUGGACAGCUUUGCAUUUGCAAUACCCAAGGAUUCAAAAGGCGUUUUUGUAAACGGGGUCCUGCAUUCGGCUACCUCUUAUAAGUUUAUAGCAGCUGUUAACGUGGAAGGAAAUGAAUGGCGGUUCAUUGAUAUCCGUGUGCCACCAUACUAUGAUGAUGCUCGCGACGAUGCUAUUUUUGUAUCACAGGGACAGUUGUAUCUCACUAAUAUUUAUGCUGGUUCUGAACUAUUAGUCUGGGCUCUUGAGGACUACAAUGUUGAAAAAUGGACUUUGAAGCACAAUGUCAGCCUCCUGGAGCUGUUUCGAUCGAGCACCUGGGGCAAGACUCCUUAUCUUCCAUAUGUUCCCUUGUUCUCGGAGGCAUUGGCAGAUGGUGAUGCAGACUGCUAG
Molecule: messenger RNA, 1027 nt
Organism: Lolium rigidum
Lineage: Eukaryota; Viridiplantae; Streptophyta; Magnoliopsida; Poales; Poaceae
Product: putative F-box protein At2g16220
Exons: 3
Coding region: 2-1027 (341 amino acids)
Molecular function (GO): protein binding
Source: RefSeq, a predicted model, not a curated record